Molecule: messenger RNA, 3075 nt
Organism: Paramecium tetraurelia
Lineage: Eukaryota; Ciliophora; Oligohymenophorea; Peniculida; Parameciidae
Exons: 4
Molecular function (GO): protein binding
Source: RefSeq, a predicted model, not a curated record
AUGAGUUUGAAGCGUGCAAAGGGAAUGAAGGUGAAACAAAGCAGUAGUGCCGAGGAGGAGAAGAAGAGCGACUCGAUUUCGAAAUAGAUAAAAAAAUAGAGGAAGAAAAAUAAUAUGGUGGGAAUGGUGGAGAAUAAGAAAAAAGUGAAAACUCAAGUUGUUAAGAGAGAAGAUGCAUGGAAACACUUGGAAACAGUUGUGGAUUAGUUGGUUCAGAGUGAUCCGAGGAAUAUUUUGGAUAGUGAGGAAUUGAGUGGUUUAAUUGCAGAGUUUGAGAAUACCGAGGGCAAUCCAAAAGACUCAUAUAGAGAAUGGUUUGACAAGGAGUAUGAGUAUUAGUACGACGAGGCAGCGCAAUUAAUGAAGCCUAUCAAUUUCAAGAGCAAUUUGUGUUAUUUGCAUCAAUUCAGAAAAAGAGUGGAAUACCGGUAGUAUUGGGAUAUUUAAGAAAUAAUAAAGGAUUUGCAUAAAUUAUUUGGUAACAUUUACCUGAAAUGCCGAAACCAAUAAUCCUACUAUUAUUUGUCCAGGGUCUGGGAUGAUGCGAAGCCAAAGAUAAGAACAGUGAUUCAAGAAUUCUCUGAACUCAUUAAGGAGGAAGUAUACAAUAUUCUUUAAAUGAAUACCGAAUUUAAAGUAUUCUCCACCAUUUGGCCCGUUGUGCCUGAAAAGAAGGAAAUACGUACCUACAUAGAAAUCCAAGAUUUUGAACCUAAUCCAAAUGAGGAGCCCCACAUUUCUCAGAUUAAGGAAAAGUUAUCAAGCAAGAAAAUUCCAGUUAAAUGCAAGAGUGAUUGUGUUUGUUUCGAUUUGAGCAGAAUGGGAACUUUCAAUUAUUCAGAAAUCAAAUGGGAUUCCGAAUGUCCCAAUAGAAGUAAUAGAAUUGAAUGUAGAGAACAUGAAGGAACUGAUAGACCGUGUUCAAAUAUGCAGAUUUAAUUAAAAUAAUAUUUAACUAAUAGAACAAAUUUUGGGGAUAACGCAGAUGUGGAAGAAACCUUGUGUUGGGGCAUUGAUGUUUACACUAGGAAUGUGAUUAUCAACAUAUUGCCGUUGAACUAUGUCGAGUCUCAGAAGAACCAAUUUAUUGAGAAAUUGAUAUUGGCCAUCAAUAGACCAAACGAUAAAGAGAGAGGCUAUGAUAUGGGAUUGGCAUGUGAUUACAUCAUACGAGAGUCCAGAAUGCUUUCCAGUCUAUAUAAUAAGGAUGAUAGAAAGAUGGCCAAAUCAAUCAAAAGAGUCAUCAAACUUGAUGGAGGAGGAUUCCGUAUCCACACUAAGGGAUGUGGUCUGGUUUGUGUAAACAAAUUCGGCAUCAAAACUAAUUCUCUUAUCAUACCAUAUUUAGGUGAAAUCUACUAGCCCUGGAGAUGGUAUGAAAAGCAGGACUUUAUUAAAAAACAAAUGAAAGAACAAAACAAAAAGGAUAUUCUCCCAGACUUUUAUAAUAUCAUGUUGGAUAGACAUCUCGAUGAUGAGGAUGGCAUCGAUAUACUCUUCGUUGACCCAAUCAACAAAGGCAACUUUUCAUCUAGAUUAAGUCACUCAUGUAAUCCCAAUUGUGGCACUGUCACUACAGUCAGCAAUGGCACUUAUGUCAUUGGGAUGUAUGCUAUGCGUGAUAUAUAAUUUGGAGAAGAAUUGACUUUUGAUUAUUGUUCAUUCACUGAGAGUAAACAAGAACAAUUGUAAGCCUUAUGCUUAUGUGGAAGUGAAAAUUGUAAGAAAUAUUAUUUGGGAUUAUCCAAUCAAAGAGAAUACAAUGCCAUUUUAGACAGAACUCAUUGCUUCCUUAAGAGAAAUGCGAUCCUCUUUAACUCUUGUCUUGAUAACUUCAAAAUUGAUUAGAGUCUACUAGACAAAUAUAAGAUUGGAUCCAGUCUAUUAACAGGUUGUCCAUUUUGGUUAAAAUGCUGGAUAUGCUAAUUACUUGUUUUCAUAGAUGAAGAGUACAUAAUAUAUAAGGCUGAAUUGGAUACUAAAUUUAUUCUCAAUGAGGAAACUGAAAAAUGGAAUUAAUUUACUGCUUAAUUACAUUCUGAAGAAAGAAUACAGAACUUAAUUUUUACCUUAGAUAAGAUUAAGUUUUUCCUAAAGUAGAGUGAUACAGUAGAACCUCCAUUAACCAAAAUUACUAACGAGGAUCUCAUCAUGAAUUUCUGGGGGAUGACUAAUGAAUCUUUAUUAUCAAAUGAACUUUAUUAGUUGUUUUAGAAACAUGGAUUGAAAAAGCUGAUGGAAUUGAUUGUUCUUAUUCAAGAUAAGAGACAUUUGUAUGAUGUUCAAGAAUAAUUAUUACUAACAAGAUUACUAUUCUUAGUACUCUCACAUUUACUAUUACAAUAGAAGUAAUCCUUCUACUAUGAAGGGUUGUCUUUGAUCUUAUAGAUGAUGGCAUUCACAUACACAUACUUCAAACCCACAGAAUAUAAAGGCUUUCAGUCUCCUCCAAUAGACGAUCUCGAAUGGGGUAAAGUAGGCUUGAUCAAGAGGAAAUGCAAGGCAGAGGGGAAGACCUACUCUUCCUUAUUUGCGUGGGGCUAAUUAGUCGGUUGGUAUAAACAAACUGUACUUGCUCCUCAACUUUCGCUUUGUGUGGACAGAAGAGGAACCUUGUUGUAUCCUCAGAUCAGUUCGUUUGAUAGCAAUUCAGAGAGACAAGUUUCAGCUUAAUAGGAGAAGAACAAGACAGACUUCAUUUACAAGUAUCUUGAGAAACGGUUCAACAUUACAGUUGCAGAGAUGAGUUACAAAACCAAUUAGAAAUACUUUGGAACCAUCUUCUUUGAAUAGGUGUAUUCAUAGGAAUUGGGUCAACAGUUUAUAGAUAGAGCAUUGGUGUAUGAAAAGAAGGAUUUCAAUGUCAAAUUUAAGUAGUUCUUGAAAUAUGAGAAGUUGAAAUUCAAUCAUUCUUCUGAAUAAAUUCAUAAAUUGAUGGAUCAUUUCAAAAAUGUUGUUUAAGUUCCAAAAUAACGAAGUAAUAAAAAGAAACUUGAGGAGAUCAAAUCUGAAGAAAGAUAGGAGGAGGAUGAACCAUUGUUUAAGAGAGAGUGUCUGAUAACUUAAGAAAUUUGA